CUGACAGUGCGCCUCUUCAACGCAAUAUAAUCCACACACACGCUACGUCUUCCACGGCUUCAGGGGCCAGUCGCCGCAACCUCUCUCUCUCCGAGGUGUCUUCAGCAGUCAACUCCGCUCCCUCGUGGUAUUUCGCAGCGUCCACUAAGAGGGUCUCACCAUCAGCUACGUCCCCCCAGGCCAUACCACCACUGGCUCUUGUUUGAAUUGGGAAUCAGCCCAAUGCUGCUACACACGUCCACACAAGCAGCUCGAAACUCUGGGUGCAUCGACAAUGCCUCCAAACAACGCUCACCCACCUCCUCCAGGCAGGCCCCCAAGCACACCAGCAGGAUAUUGGUUCUCUCUAGAACAGAAACACUGCCCGUCUCAACAGGGUCCGGACACAUCAGCAUUAAUGAUUCAUGAACCUCAGUCUCCUCCACAUUUGCCUCUAAGAACUCCAUUUUCACUGACCAACAACUGUCGUCUGGAUAAUCACCGGCACUGGUACCCCGAAUCUCCAGUGUCCUCAAUGUUGUCAAGGGUUAAAAACAGGAAGGAAUUUGUCUCCAGGAAGUUCAAACAUGGCACACCAGUUUGGUUGUUUCUGUCCAGAAAUUUAAGAAGUGGAGCAAGGGAUCCAAUUGACCAUCCUUCCUGCUCAAACUGUGGGGAGGGAUUCACUCAAUCAUCCUUCCUGCUCAGACUGUGGGGAGGGAUUCACUUGGUUAUCACAAUUGAAGGUACAUCAGCACAUUCACACUGGGCAAGGCCAUUCACCUGUUCUGUGUGUGAGAAAGGAUCCAGUCAGUCUUCCCACCUGUGGACACACCAGUUCACUCUGGGCAGAGGCUGGUGAUCUGCUGAAUAUCUGGGAAAGGAUUCACUCAGUCAUCUGACCUAAAGGCACACCAGCGUGUUCACACUGGGGAGAGGCUGUUCACCUGCUCAGAGUGUGGAAAGGGAUUCACUCGGUCAUCCACCUUACUGGUACAUCAGCG
This is a messenger RNA of Hypanus sabinus (Atlantic stingray), 983 nucleotides long. RefSeq names its product zinc finger protein 623-like. The transcript is spliced from 2 exons. NCBI's taxonomy places the organism in Eukaryota, Metazoa, Chordata, Chondrichthyes, Myliobatiformes, Dasyatidae. The record is from RefSeq and is a predicted model, not a curated record. The coding region runs from base 275 to 841 and encodes 188 amino acids.